Hevea brasiliensis (rubber tree) is the source of this 1996-nucleotide messenger RNA. RefSeq lists its product as uncharacterized. The coding region runs from base 309 to 1673 and encodes 454 amino acids. NCBI's taxonomy places the organism in Eukaryota, Viridiplantae, Streptophyta, Magnoliopsida, Malpighiales, Euphorbiaceae. Gene Ontology annotation, cellular component: membrane. Gene Ontology annotation, molecular function: symporter activity. The transcript is spliced from 13 exons. Gene Ontology annotation, biological process: carbohydrate transport. The record is from RefSeq and is a predicted model, not a curated record.
AAAUUCCGAAGUCCGAGAGGAGUGGAGCACAAGAAAACAAAAUGCACCGCUUUGAUGACUGAUUCAGCGGUUGCGACUCAUCUUCUCUUCUCCUAAUAGCUAGAGUUGACAUUUUUGGAUUCUUACGUGAAUCCAAUUUACCAUCUCAGCCAUUGGUUGCUUAUUUCUUCGUCCUUCAUCAUCUUGUGCUUCAGAUUCUCUUUCGUUCAUCAGUGCUCCCACGGUUCUCUUUUCCUGGUUUCCACAGAUCUGAAACUACUCUUCUGGACAUGGUUUAAGAAGUUAAAGAUUUAACCUUUGUAGGAUAAAUGGGUGAUGAUAUUGAAGAUGAUAUUUCACAUCCUAACCCUGUUGGAAGAUUAUCUGUUUUCUAUUAUGGUGUGGGCCACAUGCUAAAUGACAUCACUGCUGCCUGUUGGUUUACUUAUCUGUUAUUGUUUUUAACAGAUAUAGGACUGUCCCCAAGAGAUGCUGCUACAGUAAUGCUUUCAGGUCAGAUAGCUGAUGGAUUUGCUACCAUAUUUUCAGGCGAACUGAUAGACAGGUUUGGGCAUUUCAAAAUAUGGCAUGGUGCAGGAUCUGUUUUGGUUGCCAUUUCAUUUUCUUCUGUUUUCGGUGGCUGCUGGCCUUGUGAAAUCUUUGCUAACCAUUCAUCAACAAUAGAAACGGUAUCAUAUAGUGUCUUUGCUGCAAUCUUCAAUGUGGGUUGGGCUGCUACUCAAGUUUCACACAUGUCUAUGAUGAAUUGCAUCUCCCUGAACUCAACAAGCAGGGUGGUGAUGGCAAGUUGUCGAAAUGCUUUUACAAUGGUUGCUAAUCUCAGCCUCUAUGCAGUUGCCUUGAUAGUAUUCAAUGUCAGUGAAGCAAAAACACAUGCUGAUAUUGAAAAUCAGUACCGAUGGAUUGCGUACCUGUCAAUUUUUAUUGGAUGCUGCUUUGUGGGACUAUUUCAUCUUGGAACCAAGGAGCCAAGAUUAAAGAUAAGCGUACAUGGAAAUUGUUGUUCAAGGGUAUCAUGGACUUACUGGUUCAAGAAAAUAUUAUACUAUCAAGUUGGAAUUGUGUAUUUGCUUACCAGACUUGUACAAAAUGUUUCACAGGCAUAUCUUGCAUUCUAUGUGAUUAAUGAUUUGCGCAUGGCUCAAUCAGCUAAAGCUUUGGUACCUGCAAUUAUCUACAUCAGCAGCUUUGUCAUAUCUAUCAUUAUGCAGGAAAUAUCUUGGACUGGACAACGCCUGAAAGCCUACUAUUCUGCUGGUGGCAUUCUUUGGAUAUUUUGUGGUGCUAGCAUCUUUCUUUUACCUAGGAGCAUGAGCGGUUUUAUGUAUGUCAUAUCCAUAUGUAUUGGAAUAGCAAAUGCUCUAAUGACGGUAACUGGAAUAAGCAUGCAGAGUGUUCUCGUUGGUUCAGACCUCAAUGGCUGUGCAUUUGUAUGUGGUUCGUUAAGCUUCGUAGACAAGAUUUCAUGUGGUCUGGCUCUGUAUGCUCUUCAAUCAUUUCAAAGCAUGUCACCUAAAGUCCAGAAUUCCCUUUCCACAAAUUAUAUUUCAGUCACAAGAUGUGGUUUGGGUCUAGUUCCAGCCUUCUGUUCGCUUGUUGGUGUGGCUGUUACAUACACUAUGAAACUCAACACACCCUGCUCCAAACCUUUGAUGGAACCACUUUUGGAAUAAUAAUGUACUAGAGGGGCCAGUUUGUUGGAGUAAUCACUGCACCUCGAUUAUCUGCGCGAGAACUAACAUCCAGCAUUCCACUUAGCUAGAGGAAGAAGUUUCUGAAUAUCAGAUCAGAUCAACCAAGUUCAGGGUAUAGUUUAUUUAUUUUCUUCAUUCUCAGAAGUCGUAGCCAAUGUUUGUUCUAUGCUCAGAGAAAUUUAUUCCAAUAUUCUUUUUAUACAAGGUCAUUGAUAUGAUGUUACAUUACAUAAAAAGCAGACCAACACAAUUGUUUUCUCACAAGAUCAUGUAUAAGCAAGCCAAGGUUGAUUUGUGAACAA